AUGUCGACGAAACAUGUUUUCGACAGCUCCGACGGUCUGGUCCUGAAGGCUCUUAGAGGCGCUGUCGCUCUCAAUCCGGAUUUGCGUUUACAUGCAGCAACGAAAUCCGUCUAUGCAAAAACGCGAAGUAACGCGCGUGUAGCUCUGAUCUCGGGUGGAGGAGCGGGACAUGAACCUGCUCACGCAGGUUAUACGGGUCGCGGCAUGCUCGCUGCUUCCGUAUCUGGAGAUAUUUUUGCCUCUCCAAGCGCGUCUCAAAUCCUGACGUGCAUUCAGCUUGCAGUUGCUGCACAAGAAACCAACCAAAUAUUGCUCAUUGUCAACAACUAUACGGGCGACCGACUCAACUUCGGUCUCGCGGCGGAACGCGCCCAUGGGUUAUCCUUUCUCCCGGAAGCUGGCUUGAAGCAGAUAGAUGGAGUAGAAAUUGAGACUGUCGUGGUUGCGGAUGAUGUAUCGUUAUUUGAUAAACCGACGCUCGUAGGUCCGCGCGGACUAGCUGGGAACAUUCUUGUGUGCAAGGUUCUCGGAGCCGCCGCGGAGUCUGGAUACAAUCUCGAGCGGUUGAAGAAGCUCGGCAACGCUGUCACUGCAAAUUUCGUGAGCAUCGGCGUGGGGCUCGCUCAUUGCCACGUCCCAGGACGUCAGAAUCCAAUAGAAGAGUCCUACAUUGAAGAUGGGGUGUGCGAGCUUGGACUAGGUCUACAUAAUGAACCGGGUGUUCGUCGGAUGGAGAUAGGCAACGCAGAGAAGCUGGUUGGAACAAUGUUGGAUCAAAUCUUGAGUAGCUCCGAUCGCAAAGCGAGAGCGUUAGGAUCGUUAGGACCGACGGAGACCUUCGUGCAAUCUGGAAAUAGCCUAGACGAAGUUGUUCUCUAUGUGAACAGCCUGGGUGGAAUGUCGAUACUUGAGAUGAGUGCCAUUGUAGACGAGACUGUAUCUCAACUCGCGUCGCGAAACAUCCAUCCUGCACGAGUCCUCCUUUCGUCUUAUAUGACAUCGCUGAACGCGCCGGGAUUCUCACUGUCUCUGCUUAACGUUUCUGCAAUCUGCCGAAAUAUCAGUUCGCCUAAUGAAUCGGUGGACGCAGUCACCGUUGCGGAGCUCCUUUCGUUCGUUGACUUCCCAACAGAUGCGACUGCGUGGGCUGGUGUUAAGUCUCACUGGCCUGCACCAGGGCAGCAUCGUGAUCGAGUUUCGGAAGACGAAGAAGUGUCUCAACUUCUCACCGCGUUCUCAACGAAUUCCAUCCAACAAUCAUUCUCAUCUGGUGAAGUUACGGAUGGCAGUUCGAGCGCUGGAUGGGCAAGUGCUGGUUUGGACCCUGAGCUCGUCAAGGCUGGUAUCCGCGGCGCGUGUAGAGCUGUCCUGGUAGUUGAGAAUGAUCUAACACACUUCGAUACUAUUGUUGGCGAUGGGGAUUGCGGUGCGACAUUCUCUAGCGGUGCACGAGCUGUGAUGAGGGCCUUAGAAACCGGCGAACUUGAUGUCAGUAAACUGGCUCCUUCUGACCUCAUGGCGGCCUUAUCGGAGCUUUUGCUGAACUCAAUGGGCGGGACUAGCGGCGCAUUAUUUGGCCUGUACUUCACGGCACUCUCCAAUUCACUGUCCUCGAGCCAUACGAAAGCCAAAUUACCUCCUACAGGCCAAAGCCUAUCACGGACGAGUUUUGCGACCGCGCCAAUGGCAGCCCUCGAAGCUCUCGGAACACAUACUCCAGCUCGUCCAGGAGACCGUACGAUAGUGGAUAGUCUGGCACCUUUCUGCUCCGCGCUCACGGCUGGCGAAAGUCUGCAGACCGCGGUAAAUCGAGCAAAGGAAGGUGCGGAAAGUACACGCGGUAUGCGAGCGAAGCUUGGACGAGCCACUUAUGUUGGGGCUGGAAAUGCACGGGGAACUGAGGACCUGGACCCCAAUUUACCACCGGAUCCAGGUGCUUGGGGUGUCGCUGCAUUAUUGGAGGGCCUCGUUGAAGGAUUGAAUGGAUUGCAUGCUUCUAAUGACUAACACUGAAAUCGAUGAAUAACAGAAACACA
This is a messenger RNA of Fomitiporia mediterranea MF3/22, 2036 nucleotides long. Its product is annotated as Dak1-domain-containing protein. Gene Ontology annotation, biological process: glycerol catabolic process. The coding region runs from base 1 to 2007 and encodes 668 amino acids. The transcript is spliced from 5 exons. Gene Ontology annotation, cellular component: cytosol. Gene Ontology annotation, molecular function: glycerone kinase activity. NCBI's taxonomy places the organism in Eukaryota, Fungi, Basidiomycota, Agaricomycetes, Hymenochaetales, Hymenochaetaceae. The record is from RefSeq and is a predicted model, not a curated record.